GCAUACAACCGGCACCUCUACGUUCUUGAUCUCCUCAUCGCCGCAGCGAUGGAUGUCAAUGCUCGUGAUCAGAAUGGCCUCACGCCCUGGAUGCUCUCUGUUGCCACAGGUCAUCACGAGGCCCUCUCUCACUUGCUAGCGAGGGGCGCGGACCUGUCGUACGACGUGGAUCUCUGGCAAUGCGAGAACAAAUGGGGAGACAAAGCCGUACCGAACGGACUUCACCUGGCAGCAUUCAGUGGUAGCUUGGAGUGCUGCCAGAUAUUCUUAAGCCGCAACCAAAAGGUUCACAGCACCAUGCUGACUGCUGCCAGCAUGAAUGGACAUGUCGAAGUAUUGCAGACCCUCCUCCCACAUGCAGACGACAUCAAUCAGAUCUGUGAAGGCGGCGGCCCCUUUCCCAUUGCGCUCCAUUCUGCAAGCUUCUGCGGCCAACUGGGCUGUGUGGAUCUCCUUCUUUCCCACCGGGCCUUGCCAGACCGUACCUGCAAUGGCGGAAAAACCGCUUUCUUCUGUUCCAUGGCGACUGGAAAUGAAGGUGUCGGCCGGCUCCUGCUUCGUUUUAGAGCAAACCCCUGGAUAAAGACUGCGGUUGAUGACAGCGUCCUGGGGGUGGCGAGUGGUGGCGGGCACAACGGCUGUGUGCAGAUGCUGCUGUCUCUUCGAGCAGACCCACAUGAAACUAACGGCGAAGACAAAGCCACGGCGCUGCACUAUGCAGCGCAAUGGGGGCGCGAGCAGACUGUGAGGCUCUUGGUCAGGAGUCGUGCAGAUCCGAUGGUGCAAGACGAGAAGCAAAUGACUCCACUGCACAAGGCAGGGUGUUUGGGGUUUAGGGUUUACGGUUCAGUGUUUAGGGCUCAGGGUGGGAUGAAGGUGGGGUAG
This is a messenger RNA of Symbiodinium necroappetens, 885 nucleotides long. The record is from the annotation of a GenBank genome assembly. NCBI's taxonomy places the organism in Eukaryota, Dinophyceae, Suessiales, Symbiodiniaceae.